AUGGAUCUCCUGGGAGCCGUGACCCUGUUCCUGGUCAUCUGCCUCUCCUACCUCCUGCUCCUCUCCACCUGGCGGCAAAUGCAGGGCCGGGGGGAAAUGCCCCCAGGACCCACCCCGCUGCCCCUCCUCGGGAACCUGCUGCAGGUCGAGCUCAGCAACAUGCGCAAGUCGCUGAUGAAGAUCAGCGAGCGCUACGGCCCCGUCUACACCCUCCACCUGGGCUCCCGGCGGGUGGUGGUGCUGUGCGGCUACCGGGCGGUGAAGGAGGCCCUGCUGGACCAGGCCGAGGACUUCAGCGGGCGCGGGGAACAAGCCACCUUCAGCUGGCUCUUCGAGGGCUACGGAGUGAUCUUCAGCAACGGGGAGAGAGCGAAGCAGCUGCGGCGACUCUCCAUCACCACGCUGAGGAACUUCGGGGUGGGCAAGCGAGGCAUCGAGGAGCGGAUCCUGGAGGAGGCGCAGUUCCUGCUGGAAGCCUUGCGGGGCACGAAAGGUUUGCCCUUUGACCCCACCUACUUCCUGAGCCGCACGGUGUCCAACGUCAUCAGCUCCGUGGUCUUUGGGGACCGGUUCGACUAUGAGGACGAGGAGUUCCUCUCCCUGCUCUCCAUGAUGAUGGACAGCUUCAACUUCACCGCCACAGCCUGGGGGCAGCUCUACGAGAUGUUCUCGGGCACCAUGCGCUACCUGCCCGGCCCCCAGCGCGCAGCGUUCAAGCAGCUGGCAGGGCUGGAGAAGUUCAUCGAGAGGAAGGUGAAGGCGAAUCAGGAGACCCUGGACCCCAGCGCCCCUCGGGAUUUCAUCGACUGCUUCCUGGUCAAAAUGCAGCAGGAAAAGGAAAAUCCUUCCUCUGAGUUUUCCCUGAAGAACAUUGUUCUGACGGCGCUCAACGUCUUCUUCGCCGGGACGGAGACCGUCAGCACCACCCUGCGCUACGGCUUCCUCCUCCUGCUGAAAUACCCGGAGAUCGAAGAAAGGAUCCACGAGGAGAUCGACCGGGUGAUCGGGCGGAACCGCGCCCCGAGCAUGGAGGACCGGAGCCGGAUGCCCUACACCGACGCCGUCAUCCAUGAGUUCCAGAGGUUCUGUGACGUCAUCCCCAUGGGCCUGGCGCGCCGGGUGACCAGGGACACCCAGUUCCGGGGAUACACUAUUCCCAAGGGGACGGAGGUGUACCCGAUGCUGGGAUCCGUGCUGUAUGACCCCACGCAAUUCAGCAGCCCCGACACCUUCGACCCCGGCCAUUUCCUGGAUGGCAACGGCCAGUUUAAGAAGAGCGACGCCUUCGUGCCCUUCUCAAUAGGGAAGAGGUAUUGUUUCGGGGAGAUGCUGGCACGCAUGGAGCUCUUCCUCUUCCUCACCAGCAUCCUGCAGAACUUCCGCUUCCGCUCCCCCGUGGAGCCCAAAGACAUCGACAUCUCGCCGAGGCUGGUCGGGUUCGCCACCCUGCCCCGCAGCUACGAGAUCUGCCUGCUCCCACGCUAGGAGCAGACGGGAUCUCCCGGGGCAGCCUUGGGGAGGGAGGGGAAGGGACCAACCUGGGGAUGUCAGGGGCCAGAGCAGCCGGGGACAGCUGCUGGCCUGCUCCCUGGCUUACCGCGCUGCUCAGCCACCCACGAGCCCCGCCACACAGCAUGAACAUUUCGAGUGGCCACAGCCGCUGACUGGCUGCUAGUUUAGCAGUUCGGCUUAUUGGCCCCCUGCAGCAGAUCAGUGGCUGCCCAACGCAUGCCAGGCCUGCAGCUGUGCUUGCCCUUGUUCCCGUCCCUCCUCCAGCCCCGCUCCAGCCCCGCUCCAGCCCCGCUCCAGCCCUUGUUCCCGUCCC
Mauremys reevesii (Reeves's turtle) is the source of this 1825-nucleotide messenger RNA. RefSeq names its product cytochrome P450 2A13-like. The transcript is spliced from 9 exons. Gene Ontology annotation, biological process: xenobiotic metabolic process. Bases 1 to 1485 code for a protein of 494 amino acids. Gene Ontology annotation, cellular component: cytoplasm; intracellular membrane-bounded organelle. Lineage: Eukaryota; Metazoa; Chordata; Testudines; Geoemydidae. The record is from RefSeq and is a predicted model, not a curated record. Gene Ontology annotation, molecular function: iron ion binding; heme binding; oxidoreductase activity, acting on paired donors, with incorporation or reduction of molecular oxygen, reduced flavin or flavoprotein as one donor, and incorporation of one atom of oxygen.